CCUAAAACCCUAAAAACAAAAACACACACAAAAACAAGCACACAUGAAUUACAGAUUCCAAAAUCUACUAGGAGCACCAUACAGGGGUGGAAACGUCGUCGUUUCAAACAACACCCAUUUAAUUUCCGCAACAGGAAGUCGUGUUUCAGUAACAAACUUAAUCAAAUCCGAAACGACAACGUUUCCUUUUCAAUCAUCAUCAAACAUAUCCCGACUCGCCGUCUCACCUGACGGCUUGUUCCUCGUAACAAUUGACGACAAUUCACGUUGUCAGUUGAUCAAUGUCGCACGCAGAGUUGUCCUGCACAGGAUCACUUUCAAGAAACCUGUUUCUUGUUUGGAAUUUAGUCCCGAUGGCAAGUAUAUCGGUGUCGGGUUAGGGAAAUUGGUUCAGAUUUGGCGGUCACCGGGUUUUAGUAAGUCGGUUUUUCCUUUUGAGUUGGUUAAAACUUUUGCUAAUUGUAAUGAUAAAGUUACUUGUAUUGAUUGGAAUUAUGAUAUUGAUGAAUGUUGUUAUUAUUUGCUUGUUGGGUCUAAGGAUUUGACCGUUAGAUUGUUACGUUUUAAUGAGAAAACGCGGUUUAAGAAGGCGGAUGAUACGGGUAACGAAAAGGGUGAAAAGGGUAAUAAGCCGUUUAUGUUUUUAGGACAUAGAGAUGUGAUAGUUGGAGCGUUUUUUGGCGUCGAACCAACUAGUAAGAAGGUUAAAAAGGUGUAUACUUUAUCACGUGAUGGUGCGAUAUUUGUGUGGGAGUACAAAGGUGGGAUAAGAGAAAUGGGUGAGCCGGACUCGCCAGGGACUCCGGGAAGGGAUAUGGAGGUUGACGACGUGAGUGUUGGGGGUGGGAAUGUGAGAAAACGGAAGAGUUUGGAUGGUGAGGGAGGUAUGGAAAAAGGGAAAUGGGAAUUGGUAAAGAAGGAUUAUUUUAUGCAAGCGCCGGCAAAGUUGUCGACUUGUGAUUAUCAUAAGGGAUUAGAGAUGGUCGUUGUGGGGUUUUCGAGCGGGGUGUUUGGGUUGUAUCAGAUGCCGGAUUUUGUUUGUAUACAUUUGUUGUCGAUAUCUAGAGAGAAGAUAACUACGGCUACUUUUAAUGAUCUUGGGAAUUGGUUGACGUUUGGGUGUGCAAAACUUGGGCAACUGCUUGUUUGGGAGUGGAAGUCGGAAAGUUAUAUAUUGAAGCAACAGGGUCAUUAUUUUGAUGUUAAUACCAUUGCAUAUUCGCCAGAUUCCCAACUCUUAGCUACUGGUGCUGAUGAUAAUAAAAUUAAGGUAUGGACUGUAUCGUCGGGAUUCUGUUUUGUGACAUUCUCUGAGCAUACAAAUGCAGUUACUGCAUUGCAUUUUAUGGCUAGCAACCACUGUUUACUAAGUGCAUCCCUAGAUGGAACUGUUCGUGCAUGGGAUCUGUUUCGUUAUCGUAAUUUUAGAACUUUCACCACCCCUUCUUCUAGACAGUUUGUUUCCUUAGCGGCGGAUCAAAGUGGAGUGAUUUGUGCUGGAACGCUCGAUUCAUUUGAGAUCUUUGUCUGGUCUAUGAAGACGGGUCGAUUGUUGGAUGUUCUUAGUGGUCAUGAAGGUCCAGUUCAUGGAUUGAUGUUUUCUCCUACAACUGCAAUUCUUGCUUCAUCUUCAUGGGACAAAACUGUUCGGUUGUGGGAUGUGUUUGAUGGAAAAGGUUCUGUAGAAGCAUUUCCUCACACCCAUGAUGUUCUUACAGUCGUUUAUCGUCCAGAUGGUAAGCAAUUGGCUAGUAGCACAUUGGAUGGUCAAAUUCAUUUCUGGGAUCCAAUUGAUGGCUUGUUAAUGUACACCAUUGAGGGGCGUCGAGACAUUGCUGGAGGACGCUUGAUGACUGAUCGUAGGACAGCAGCCAACUCUUCAUCUGGCAAAUUCUUUACGACUUUGUCUUAUUCUGCUGAUGGCAAUUACAUAUUAGCUGGAGGAAGUAGUAGAUAUAUCUGUAUGUAUGAUGUUGCUGAUCAGGUAUUGCUGCGCAGAUUUCAGAUAACCCUCAACAUGUCUUUGGAUGGAGUUCUUGAUGUUUUGAAUUCCAAGAAUAUGACUGAUGCUGGUCCUUUGAAUCUAAUUGAUGAUUAUGAUAGUGAUAUAGAUGAUGGUAUUGAUAAACAAACACGAGUUAAGUCGAGUUAUGAUCUGCCAGGAGCGGUGGCUAACCGUGGAAGGCCUAUAGUUAGAACCAAGUGCAUAAGAAUUGCACCUACCGGGCGAAGCUGGUCAGCUGCAACAACAGAAGGGGUUUUGGUUUACUCAAUGGAUGAUAAUUUUAUAUUUGAUCCCACAGAUCUUGACAUAGAUGUUACGCCAGAGGCAGUUGAUGCAGCGCUUGAUGAAGAUCAAUCGAGCAGAGCUUUAAUCUUAAGUUUACGCUUAAACGAUGACGGUUUAAUCAAAAAGUGUAUCAUUGCUGUUCCUCCAGUGGACAUAAAGCCUGUAGUUGCGUCAGUCCCUUUCAAAUAUCUAAAUAGAUUGAUUCAGGCUUUUGCUGAGCUUUUGGAAAAUUGCCCCCAUUUGGAAUUUAUUCUUCGAUGGUGUCAGGAGCUUUCCAAAUGCCAUGGUCACUCGAUUCAGCAAAACUCGCGGAAUCUGCUACCUUCUCUCAAAUCAUUGCAGAAGGCAAUUACAAGGUUACAUCAAGAUUUAGGCGACACAUGUUCUUCGAAUGAGUAUAUGCUUCGAUAUCUAUGCUCCACAAGCUCCAAGCCAUGAUAACUUAUCUACAACGUAUGUUAUAGUAUUUGGGAAGAUUGCCAAAGAGUUGGCUCGUUACAUUUGAGAUGUCAAUUUUUGUUAGUAAUGUGUGUAGGUUAUUACUAUAAAUACAGUAGUAAUUAAGGCAGGAUUUUGUUGGUUUUUCCAUAAACUACGCCAGGGCCUAUUUGUUACAAACAUUCUUAGAUCAUCUUCAUCUAUAGUUUAAAGUUCUAUGUUGUAAGCAUUUUUCCUAUUUAUCACAAAUUAACGCUUGCUGUGAA
This is a messenger RNA of Erigeron canadensis, 2994 nucleotides long. RefSeq names its product periodic tryptophan protein 2-like. The record is from RefSeq and is a predicted model, not a curated record. Gene Ontology annotation, molecular function: protein binding. Gene Ontology annotation, biological process: ribosomal small subunit assembly; maturation of SSU-rRNA from tricistronic rRNA transcript (SSU-rRNA, 5.8S rRNA, LSU-rRNA). Lineage: Eukaryota; Viridiplantae; Streptophyta; Magnoliopsida; Asterales; Asteraceae. Gene Ontology annotation, cellular component: Pwp2p-containing subcomplex of 90S preribosome; small-subunit processome.